AAAUCAUGCUGUAUCACCACUACAUCAGCUAUUACUUACUUUAAGAUUCUAUGCAACUGGAACCUUUCAAUUUGCAAUUGAUGAUUUUGGUGGCAUUCACAAAUCCACCAUGUGCAUGAUUAUAAAAAAGGUUACAGAAGCAAUAGCGUCUUUACGUCCACAAUAUAUUCAUUGUCCUAAUUCAAAUCAAAGUCUAAGGCACACAAAAGAAAGUUUUUACAACAUUGCUCGUUUUCCUAAAGUCAUAGGAGCUAUUGAUUGUACUCAUGUUAAAAUACAAUCGCCAGGUGGAGAAGAGGCUGAAGUAUACAGAAGUAGAAAAGGGAUAUUUACUAUAAAUGUGCAGGCUGUUUGUGACAGCACUUUAAAAUUUUUAGAUCUUGUAGCACGAUGGCCUGGUUCAACCCAUGAUUCUACCAUUUUUAAUGCUAGCAGAAUACAUGCAAGAUUUAUUAAUGGCGAAAUGGGAGAUGCACUAUUACUUGGUGAUAGUAGUUACGCUUGUUCCAAUUUUUUAUUGACACCACUACUUGAAACGCAUACUCAAGCUGAACAAUUAUAUAAUGAAUCUCAAAUACGAACACGAAAUGUCAUUGAAAGAAGUUUUGGAGUAUUGAAACGAAGAUUUGCUGCACUGGCAUUUGGUUUAAGAAUCAAAUCCUUAACUGCACAAGCUGUAAUAGUGGCUACUGCAGUACUACAUAAUAUUGCACGAGACGAAGCAGAACCUGAUGCUCUAGCCGAUUUCGAUGUUGAAGCUGCAUUUGAGGAAUUGGAAAUUCAAGAAGUACAAUAUCAUAAUGGCAUUGAUAAUGCUAAUUCUUGUCCGUUGAGGUGUACAAUUG
Molecule: messenger RNA, 845 nt
Organism: Formica exsecta
Lineage: Eukaryota; Metazoa; Arthropoda; Insecta; Hymenoptera; Formicidae
Product: putative nuclease HARBI1
Source: RefSeq, a predicted model, not a curated record